AUGAGUGAUGAAGACACUGAAAUUUCUGAGCGUAUUUCAAAUGCGCGCCAGAAGCAACAGCGUCGUUAUAUAAAUUUUGUUGAUGCUAAAUAUGAGUACAAGCAAAAUUUAGGUGAUUUGUUUGCUUUUCAAGAAAUUGGAGAGAAUUGUAGUAUCAUCAGAGGAUUUAAGAGCGGAUCUAUUGGUGGAAAGCAAAGUACAUUAUAUGAUCCUAAGAAAUUAGCCGGAAUUAAAUCAUGGACAGGCGGAUUUUUCCCAUUAUCUGGUCUUAAGGUCGAAGGUAAUCAAGGAUUUGCCGUAAGUGUCAUCUAUGCACUCAGUUCAUGCCCAAGUUUCAGACAAUUUGCUGAUAUUCACAAGACUACAUGCCAUCGAAUUGGAUGUUCCCUUUGCCAAGUUCUUCAAUUUUACCAAGCCUCAGAAACACGCAAACUGACCAAAUUCCCACUAGAAAUCAAAGUUUUCGAUCACAAAUACCGUCCUGGAGAUAAAGGCGACAGUGCUGUCUUUUUAUCUGGAUUUUUGGACAUUCUUCAGCAAGAAGAACUAUCAAGUGCCCGUGCAUUUGGUAAAACAGACCAGUAUACAUCAGCAAUUGGCCAAAUUUUCAGAAUUGAAGCAAUAAAUAAAAUUCAUUGCACAAAAUGCGGUCGAAUCCGUCAAACUAAGGAGAGUUAUUGGACACUUUGCGCAAACAAACCUUUAGAAGACGAAAUUGAUCAAGAAUUCAAGACAGAAAUUACAGAUUCAGUUUGUGACGCAUGUAACGGUCCAAUUUAUUCAACUCAAGAGAUGAAAACACUUCCAUUAGUAUUUACAGUCCAGUUCCCACAUUGGACUGCCAAAGGAGACUUCAGAAAACGAAAUAUCGAUAUGAGCAAAUAUCUUUCCAUCGAAAUCAACGACAGGAAGUACAAACUCGUUGCAUUUACAGCUUACGAAGGCUUCAGUGCUAACGAUGGCCGCUUCUCUACCGUUUUUCAGUCACAAUCUGGAGUUUGGAACCAUCAUUCGAACGGACAAGUCCAAGUUAUCUCUGUUAAGAUGCUGGAUAAGUUCCAACCACAGCUUACCUUCUUUUCCGUUGAUGAACCUAAUGAAAUUGACGCAACAUCAGAAUUUGUUAAAAUUAAUAACGACGAAGAUGAAAAUGAUGUUGAUAUCGAUAACCUCGAGCAACAAGAAUCACAGCCUGAAGUCAAAUACUCAAUUUACGACGCAAUGGCCGAGAUUAAACAAGAUAUUCAAAAAGAACAAACUCAGAGCCAGCUUUACAGGCCAAAACAACAACCAGUUGAAUCUAAAGAGGAUAAUGAAGACCAGGAAGAGCCAAUUCAAGAAAUUAAAGAAGAAAAAGCGAAAAUUGUUCGAAAUCCGCUCCAAAUGCUUCUGAAGAAAUCUGUUCAUAGCACAGGUACUUGGGAUGACGGAAAUACACCUGAGAGAGAUGUUGGACCUGGAUUUGUCGAAGAAAAACCAGAUGAAUGGGAUGCAGAACUUGAUAAAGGCCACCAAAGGAAGAUCAGGACAAAAAGAGAGAUACCGGAACAGAAUCCGUUCGAAAAUGCUCCAGAAAGAAGGAGAAGACCAGGUGAUACUGGAUUUAAGGGAAGAGAUGGAAGAUCUGGUAACUUUUCACGCGGAAGAGAUAGAGAUAAUAGAAGAGGUGGAUUCAGAGGAAGAAGAUAA
Molecule: messenger RNA, 1689 nt
Organism: Trichomonas vaginalis G3
Lineage: Eukaryota; Parabasalia; Trichomonadida; Trichomonadidae
Product: Clan CA, family C19, ubiquitin hydrolase-like cysteine peptidase family
Exons: 1
Coding region: 1-1689 (562 amino acids)
Biological process (GO): protein deubiquitination
Cellular component (GO): cytosol; nucleus
Molecular function (GO): cysteine-type deubiquitinase activity; cysteine-type endopeptidase activity
Source: RefSeq, a predicted model, not a curated record